Toxotes jaculatrix (banded archerfish) is the source of this 1048-nucleotide messenger RNA. It is a transcript of the gene nmrk2, whose product is annotated as nicotinamide riboside kinase 2. Gene Ontology annotation, cellular component: cytoplasm. The record is from RefSeq and is a predicted model, not a curated record. The transcript has 8 exons. NCBI's taxonomy places the organism in Eukaryota, Metazoa, Chordata, Actinopteri, Toxotidae. Bases 133 to 738 code for a protein of 201 amino acids.
GGGGGGGACAUCUGUGGCAGAGGAGAGGGAAAGGUUUUCAGAAGAAGCCUUUGAUAGACUGUUUGCGUUGGCUGGGUUCCCUUCUUUUAUUUACUGAAUUCCAGAGGUGACCAAUACACAAAAGAGCUGAAAAUGAAAUUCAUCAUUGGCAUUGGAGGAGUGACCAACGGUGGGAAGACCACUUUGACAAACCGACUACUAAAGACAUUACCUAACUGUUGUGUUGUGCAUCAGGAUGAUUUUUUCAAGAAACCCGAUCAAAUAGAAGUCGGGGAGGACGGCUUUAGACAGUGGGAUGUGAUCACCGCCCUGGACAUGGAGGCUAUGAUCAGCACUGUGAAAGGCUGGCGGGAGAACCCAGUCAAGUUUGCCCGCUCGCACGGCGUCAGCCUGUCACCUGAAGCCGAGGAAUCCGACUCAGAGAAGGGGAUCCAUAUUCUCAUCGUUGAGGGGUUCCUCAUCUACAACUACAAGCCUCUCAUCGAUGUCUAUGACAAAUGUUUCUACAUUUCCAUUCCUUAUGAGGAGUGCAAAAGGAGAAGAAGUACAAGGACAUACACUGUCCCUGACCCCCCUGGCCUGUUUGAUGGCCACGUCUGGCCCAUGUACUUGAAACACAGGAAAGAGAUGGAGAACAACUGCGACAGAAUAGAGUAUCUUGACGGGAUGACAUCAAAGGAAGAGAUUUACAACAAAGUGUAUGAAAGCGUGCAGAACUCUCUGCUGAACAGCUUAUAGCAGGACGGGGACAACAGCGGAUUUGUGUAUAGACUUGUAAAUAUAAUUUUGAGUAAAUGUGUAACACCAGCUCUGUACUUCUAGCCUGAUUUGUAAAUAGUCAAUCAUGUAACUUAUUAAGAACUAAUGGCAGAAGCAUUUUGUAUAAUCCUGUGUAACUUUUUCUAAAAGACAAACCACCUCUGGACUACCCAGUGUUUAACAUCAGAUACAGAUCUAAGCUCUGAUCUUGCCGUACUGUACAUCAAAGUAAAAUGCCUGCUGGGAGGAAGGAUUUGUGUUUCGGAAUUUAAAGAAAUGACUGAAUCCA